AUGGACGACGCCGAGAAGCAAAGCCCCAGGAUCCUAGUUCUCGAUGGAGGCCUCGGCACCUCGCUCGAGGAUAAAUAUGGUAUCGGGUUCGAGUCCGCCACCACCCCUCUCUGGUCAACUCACCUCCUUGUUGACGGCCAGGAUACCUUGCUUGCCUGUCAGAAAGAUUUCGGCAAUGUGCCGGUCGACAUUAUCCUUACUGCCACUUACCAAUUGUCUAUCGACGGCUUCGCCAACACCCGCACUGCCAAGUAUCCCAAUGGUAUCGACUGCGCCGCCAUCCGCAACUUUAUCCAGGACGCCAUCCGCAUUGCCCAUGAAGCCGGACGUGCGCACGGUACCAAGACGGCUCUCAGCAUCGGUCCCUAUGGCGCCUGUAUGAUUCCAGGACAAGAGUAUAGCGGCGCCUAUGACUCCGACCACGACUCGCUCGAGAAGCUGCGUGACUGGCAUCUGGAGCGUCUGCAGCUGUUCAAAGACGCCGGUGCUUUUUCCUCCCCCGUCGCUUAUGUUGCAGUUGAGACCAUCCCCCGCUCCGACGAAAUCAAGGCUGUGAGGCAAGCCCUCGACAGAAUCGGCCUCUUUGCUACCGAGAAUCCCCUCCCCUUCUGGAUCGCCACCCUCUUCCCGCGUCAGGACAACUGUCUGCCCGACGGCUCCUCUGUCAAGGAGGCCGUGACGGCCAUGCUGGGCCCUGACGUCGCCAUGAGCCGGCCCUGGGGCAUCGGCAUCAACUGCACCAAGGUAUGGAAACUCGAGUCCCUGAUCAAGAGCUACGAAUCGGCCGUCCAGGAACUCAUCCAGGAGGGUGCCAUCGCCGAGGCCCCGGCCCUCGUCCUCUACCCGGAUGGCACUAAUGGUGAAGUCUACAACACGGCCACUCAGAAAUGGGAACUUCCUGGAGGAUCACAUCACCCUGUCACGUCGUGGGAGGCCCAACUCUCCCAGGUUGUUGCUGGCGCCCAGUCUCGAGGAUUGUGGAACCAGAUUGUUGUGGGCGGAUGCUGCAAAGCAAGCCAUUCUGAUAUUGCCCGGCUCCGGGCCGCGGUGGAGGGCCUAUCUCGUUGA
Colletotrichum graminicola M1.001 is the source of this 1068-nucleotide messenger RNA. RefSeq names its product homocysteine S-methyltransferase. Gene Ontology annotation, molecular function: S-adenosylmethionine-homocysteine S-methyltransferase activity. Gene Ontology annotation, biological process: S-methylmethionine cycle. NCBI's taxonomy places the organism in Eukaryota, Fungi, Ascomycota, Sordariomycetes, Glomerellales, Glomerellaceae. The record is from RefSeq and is a predicted model, not a curated record. Bases 1 to 1068 code for a protein of 355 amino acids. The transcript has a single exon.